CACAUUUUUAAAGGGAGAUAAAUUCUUUUGUAUGUAAAAUACUCUCAGUGUAUAUAUAUACAAACCAAAACUUCAUUUCAUUUGUUCACACUGAAACUCCAAAACUCUAUCUCUCUCUCUCCUCCACACACCAAUUUCUUCAUGACCUUCUUCUUCUAGCAGAGAAGAUUAAAGAAACCCCCAAAUCCAGCUUAUACUAAAUGGGUCAUGAUAACAUCACAAAGCUCGGGAGUCUACUCGUAAAGCUACACAAAGGUCCUUCAAGUUGGCUUUGUCUUCAUCCUCGACCAGACCGAACCAGCAACGGCGGACGAAUCAAGCUCGUCAGAUCCGACGGUUCUUUACAAGUCUACGAUCGUCCCGUAGUAGUCUCAGAGCUAACAAAAGACUUCCCAAAACACAAAAUCUGUAGAUCAGACUUACUCUACAUCGGACAGAAAACCCCUGUUCUGUCUGAAACCGAAACACUUAAGCUAGGUCUCAACUACUUCCUCCUCCCAUCAGAUUUCUUCAAGAACGAUCUCUCUUUCCUCACCAUCGCCACCCUUAAAACCCCACAAAACGGUGGCGUUUUGGUGAAGAAGACUCAACAGCAACCUCAGCCGUUUCUUAUACAAAAGGGAGAGAAAGGAGAGCGUUUAAGGAUCCGUGUGUCUGAAGAGUUCGUGUCGGAACUGAUGAUGGAAGGGAAGAAAAACAGAGUAAACGAAGAGGAAGAGGAAGAAGAAGGAGGAGGAGAAGGAGAAGGUAGGGUUUGUACUACGGUGAAGUUGAAGAAAGACUAUGUUCAAUUGGUUGGUUUACGUAGAUGGAAGCCAAAGCUUGAGACGAUAACAGAGACUAAGGCAAUGAAAGCAGCAACGAUGGAGAAGACGAAGAAGAAGAGGAAAAGGUUUACUGUGAUGAAGAAGAAGUCUCAGAGUGAUUCAAGUUCGAAGCGUAAACUUCAAUCCAAAUCCAAGUCCAAAACUAAGAAAAGUAUUAUGAGGAAAAUAGAUUAGUUUUUGUUUUUGAUUAGUUAGCAGAUUCGUGUGUUGGUGAUACAUAGAAAUUGUUGAAAUUUGAUGUAAAGAAACUGAGAUUAAUUAACCAAAAGGGAUAGUAAUUGUUUCCGAAAUUGUUGGAUUCCGCAGAUUUUUGUGUUAUAAUUGAAUUAACGAAUCAAAACACAAAACUAUUUUGUUUGUUACUACUAAUUUUCGUUGAACAUUAACAAGUUACUUUUGUUCUGCUAGGAAAAAAACAGUUGCUUUCGUACAUAAACGUUGG
Messenger RNA from Arabidopsis thaliana (thale cress), 1269 nucleotides. RefSeq lists its product as uncharacterized. NCBI's taxonomy places the organism in Eukaryota, Viridiplantae, Streptophyta, Magnoliopsida, Brassicales, Brassicaceae. The coding region runs from base 201 to 1001 and encodes 266 amino acids. The transcript has a single exon. The record is from RefSeq and is marked reviewed.